Molecule: messenger RNA, 1342 nt
Organism: Branchiostoma belcheri (Belcher's lancelet)
Lineage: Eukaryota; Metazoa; Chordata; Leptocardii; Amphioxiformes; Branchiostomatidae
Product: prokineticin receptor 2-like
Exons: 5
Coding region: 56-1342 (428 amino acids)
Biological process (GO): neuropeptide signaling pathway
Cellular component (GO): membrane
Molecular function (GO): neuropeptide Y receptor activity
Source: RefSeq, a predicted model, not a curated record
GAACGCCACAACUGACUACCUGGACGAUGAGGGCGCCUCGGAGUGGCAGGACAUCAUGCCCUACUACCCUGACAUCAACCCGAACAACAACACCAGCAGCAACCCGGUAGAAAACAGCUUCAACGACGACGCCUUCAAAAUCGCCAUCGGCUUUCUCCUAACCCUCAUCAUGCUGGUUUGCGGUGUGGGCAACUUUCUUCUCAUGGUGGUCAUCGCAAGAUACAAGCAGAUGCGCACGGUGACGAACCUUCUCAUCGCGAACCUGUCGCUGUCAGACUUCCUGGUGGCCCUGCUGUGCGUCCCGUUUAUCAUGGACUACUACGUGGUGCGGGUGGCGCACUCCUGGCAGUACGGGGACAACACCUGCAUGGUGGUCAACUUCGUCCGAACCGCGUCGCUCUACGUCUCCACAAACGCACUGCUGGUCAUCGCACUGGACAGAUACGUGUGCAUCAUGCUGCCGCACGUGCCGCGGAUGAGUGUCCGGUCCACCUGGUUCGCCAUCACGGCCGUGUGGCUGGUCUCCAUGCUGCUCGCCAUCCCCGCUGCCAUCUACUCCAAGGCCGCCAGCUACAUCUGGAAGGGCGGCACAUUCUGCGUGCAGGCCUGGCCGAUCAAGCACGAGACCAGGUACAAGACGUACUACAUCUUCGUGCUGGUGUGCGAGUUUAUCCUGCCCGUGCUGAUCAUGUCCUACUGCUACAUCCGCAUCGCCUGUAAGAUCUGGAACCGCAGCGUACCCGGACACCACACACAGUCUCAGGAGGAAGCUAUCAUCAGAUCGAAGCGUCGCGGCGUGCGUCUGCUGAUCAUCAUCCUGAUCCUGUUCGUUCUGUGCUGGGGACCGUUCUACGGCUACGCCAUCGUGCGGGACUUCUUCCACGACAUCCUGUCCAAAACCGAGCUCAACUUCACGCUGCACUUCGUCAUGGAGUCUCUCGCCAUGUCCAACAGCAUGAUCAACACCAUCGUCUACACUGUCAUGAACGACAACGUCCGGAAAUACGCCAAGAAACUCGCCAAGGAGCUGAGGGACAAGUGGCGGAACCGGAAGCACCGCAGGGUGGGCGUGAACCCGGUCAACACGGUCAGCACCAUUGCCGUCGCCUUCGAGAACGGCGGCCGGUCCAGCCCUCGGGGCCCUCGGCGCGCCGCGCUCUUCGGCCCCGGGGACCCUGGUAGGGUCGUACCGAGGGCUGUCGGCCCGAGGGACGUGCUGGGGCAGGCGGACCGAGGGUUCCAGUACCGGGAGGGCCGGAGGACGGGGCAGGGGCACAGGACUGUCGUCGCGCCGCUGGAGAUGCGCACGCACAGCGAGCUGUCGUCGGUGGAGAUGGUGUGA